Molecule: messenger RNA, 1922 nt
Organism: Ciona intestinalis (vase tunicate)
Lineage: Eukaryota; Metazoa; Chordata; Ascidiacea; Phlebobranchia; Cionidae
Product: adipocyte plasma membrane-associated protein
Cellular component (GO): endomembrane system
Molecular function (GO): hydrolase activity
Source: RefSeq, a predicted model, not a curated record
AGAUUAUACUGUGUAUUUUAAUUGCUGGUUGUGUAAAUUAUAAAUAUGCCUGAAAGAAAUGCUAGAAGAAGAAGAGGAAGAGAAAAUGAAAAUAAUUCGGAAAAUGAAGUUACUGAGAGACACUUGCAAGAACGACCGGCAAAUAGUUCGUUGAUCAUUUCAAUCUUAAUCACAUCCAUAAUAUUCAUAGCUGUAUGCGCCUAUGGACAUAAUAAUUCACCCAUCAAUGCUGUGGAGAUAGAAAAUGUUGUGGAGGUUGAAUUGGAAGGACCGUUUGCUGUGAAUGAGAAACUUUCUCAUGGAAAAAGAAUAGCCAUGCGUGCGCCAGAAUCUUGCGCUGAAGCUGAUGAUAAGAAGUUGUACGUUGGGUUACGUGAUGGUAGAGUUGUGUGCAUCCACCCUUCAAAUGAUGGUGAGAUUGGAGCAGGGAAAGUGGAAAAUAUUACCACUGGUGUGAUAGAAGGAGCUGUCAAUACAUCUGAUGCAUGGGGACAUGGGGUUCCUCUUGGUAUACGUCUCCGAGGCCAGUCCUUGUACGUAAUGGAUGCAAUAUAUGGUUUCUAUGUGAUCGACCUUCCAACAAAAUCUCUCAAGAUAUUGAUUGAGCCUGAUGUUGUUACCCCACCCAUGAAGUUUCCCAACGACUUCGAUAUUUCCGCUGACGAGAAAACUGUUUAUUUUACCGAUUCUUCCGAGAAAUAUCCGAUCACUGAGUUAAUGUCGGAAGUUUUGGAGGGUAGCUGCACAUCCAGGCUUAUAAAAUAUGACAUGUUGACUCAAAAACUUGAUGUUGUCAAAGAUGGGUUGUGCUUUGGUAAUGGAGUUCAGUUAAUUGAUGACGAAUCAAUGGUUAUUGUUCCAGAGACAACACGCUAUAGAGUCAAUUGGAUUGACACAAAAACUUGGGAAAUAAAACAUUUUCUACAUUUACCAGCGAUGCCAGAUAAUGUAAGAAGAAACCGCCGAGGAAAUUACUGGAUAGGAGGUACAAGCAAGAUGUCUAACUUCGUUAGUAUCAUAUUCAGGUUUCCAUCUCUGCGACAAAUUCUCAUCGGGCUGUUUCCUUCAAGUAUUCUGUUAAAGGCAGCUGACCACAAGCAUUGCAUGUUGUUUGAAGUUGACAAUGCAGGUGAAGUAAUUCAAACAUUACAUGAUCCAGAUGGUAGUUUAGCUCAUGCAUUGUCACAAGGCACUGAGCUGAGCGAUGGCAGAAUAGCCCUUGGAACAUACAGUGCUCAGUUCCUUGCUAUUGCAGAUAUAGAUUGGUAGUUUAGUUAACAAGUUUAAGAGUGUAUUUAUUUAAAACUAAAAGACAACCAUUAUCUGAGAGCAGUGGCGCAGCCAGGGGGGAGGGUUUCAGGAGUCGUGACCCCCCCCUUUUAAACCAAAAAAAAUUUUUUUUUAAAUUAAAAAAAAAAAAAUUUUUUUGAACAAUUUUUUUUGAUUAACCUCCCCCCACUUAUUUUUUUCUGACUGCACCGCUGUCUGACAGCCUAAUUAAUUUUAAAGUAUGUUUAAUUUUGUUAUUAUAUGUUCUAUGAUUUAGGUACUUUGGUAGAAUAUUUUUUCAUUACAUUCAAUUUUAUUGGAAUUACUGCCGAAAUACUCAAUUAAUAUAUGCAGUCUAUAUUGGAUGGGUAGACACUUUCAACCUAUCACAUUUUUCUUCUUUAAAAUGCUAUUUCAAUUACUGCAAGCACUGUUGACAUGUAAAACUGUUCACUGGUAUUGUGCGUUGCUGUGUGUAAGGUAAAUGUAUUUUGCAAUUGCAUGCCCUUAAUGCUUAAGUUACUGACCACCAUAUAUUAAUGUCAUAUCUUCAGUUUUGUCAAACUUCAUUAUUUUGAGUUUAUUUUAUUUUUCUAUUCUGAAAUUUUGUGGUACUAAGGUAAUAGUUUGGAUUUUAAGUAUUUUCGAAUUUU